Agrilus planipennis (emerald ash borer) is the source of this 906-nucleotide messenger RNA. Its product is annotated as src kinase-associated phosphoprotein 2-like. The record is from RefSeq and is a predicted model, not a curated record. NCBI's taxonomy places the organism in Eukaryota, Metazoa, Arthropoda, Insecta, Coleoptera, Buprestidae. The transcript has 3 exons. The coding region runs from base 171 to 674 and encodes 167 amino acids.
UUAACAAUAACUGUAUUUACCUAUUUCUUUAUAACAGUAAAUUUUUAGUUUUGGAUGAAUAUGUAGAGUCUGAUAUAAAAUUUGAAGAGGAUGUUCAAAACCAAGAAGCUCUUUACCAAAACCCUUCGUUGAAUCUAUCAAAAUCUGAUAAUCUAUCUACCUCGUCAGUAAUGAACGAUGAAGGCAAUUGCCCAUAUGCAAAUUUACCAGCCCAACAAGUAAAUACUUGCGAAAAAAAUGGACCAUUAAUAAAAAAAGAAAAAUUCCUAUUUCUUGAACACCACAAAAAGAUAUUUGCUGCAGUCCAAGAAUCGUUUUUUCUUAUUUACUUGAGUGAAAAAGACGUUAAGCCAAUUCGAACAAUUGACUUGACCAAAUACGAAGUCAGAAUUCAAAAUAACGGCAAAAAUAGUAAAAAAAAGUCUGCAAUUUUUGAAUUUGUCCGCCUGAAUAAAAAAUCGUAUCAGUUUAUUGCCCAAUCUGAUGAAGAAGCAAAUGAAUGGUGUAAAGCAAUAAGCAGCAAAACUUCAAAAACUACCGAAAAUACGUUUAAACCCGCGACUGUGCUUCUUAAAAGAAAUCUUCCACCUUUGCCCAAAAUUAAAAAUAAACUCGAAGCAAAUACUUAUGAAAUUGUUGAUAUCGAUGUAGAUUAUACCGAGAUAGAAAGGUAAUGUUGAAAAUUAUAUUGGAUUAUUAGUUAAAAAAAUCAAAUUUAGAAUCGCUAGUAAAUAAAAUCUUUCAAUGUUCCUUAAACAAGUUAUAUGUACAAUGUAGCUACUUAUACAUAUGUUAGUCUGAGUUAUCUACAAUUAUUGCUUCAUUUAUCACUGUAAUAAACAAAGCUACCUUUCUUUAGUGAGUACAAAUAUAAAUUAUUACAUAAAAGUAAAUAUUUAACGUUAA